Molecule: messenger RNA, 1076 nt
Organism: Folsomia candida
Lineage: Eukaryota; Metazoa; Arthropoda; Collembola; Entomobryomorpha; Isotomidae
Exons: 4
Coding region: 281-913 (210 amino acids)
Source: RefSeq, a predicted model, not a curated record
AUUUGUUGACGAAUUUGUGCCUUUCGUAUAGAAGCCAGAAAAAGCACGUCCUUCAACUGCAUGCAAUAUAAAUUAUUUCUGGUUUGCCACAAAUAAAUAUAUAUAUUGCCCAUGUGCAUAAUAAACUUGAAUGUUUUCCAAGACAGGUCAUUCAUACAAAGUCACAUACACGCAUAUAAAUAUACAUGUGAAUAUUGUACAAAGACGCUGACGACGUUGUAGACUAACAGAAUUUGAAGUAAAUUGAAUUAAAAACAUUGAAAGGUUGGUUCCCCAAAUUAUGGAUAACACAAACGGCCUCCAAGAAGUUCGAGUUGAAAUUAAGUCGCCAAUUACAAUAAAUCGGAACAAAUCGCCGGACUUAACUUAUAGUGUUGCAUAUUGUCGUCCUUUCGCAGUCAGCAUUGGCCUCAUAGAACUGGUAGUAUCAUCAUUGUUUGCUGGAUUUCUGUGUUAUCUAGGACAAAACUACAAAGAUAUAAAGCCAAUCCUGCAGUUUCCACAUUGCUUAACAGAUAAAAUGGCCGUGGGGGUACUCAAUAGUCUCAGCAUCUUGUGUGGAUUCGAAUUCGUUUUGGCAAUCUGGUUGUUAAACAGUAUUCUGAAGACAAAAAUUGAUCAAAUGCGUUGCUGGUUGAUUAUCAUGAUGACAUACGAAAUAGUGAUGCUGACAUUCGUCAUCUGUCUGGGAUUAUCAGGAUGCAGGGCAGAUCCAUUAAACACAUUAACAUUCUUCCGUGCAUUGUUCCGAUUUCUCGAGUUUGCGAUUGUUUUUGCUCACGUUGAAGAGGAGACUUUGAAACGGAUGCGACAUAAACUGCGAGCUGUUCGAGAAACGCUGUGCGAUUCGACUGCUACCAGCCGUUCAAAUAUUUCUAUUUCCGAACCUCAAGAGGAACAUGGAGAAAUCUAAUCAAAAAGACCCUUCUACUAAUUUCCCCUGAAAGACUGAACAGCGUGGUGGGUGACUGAAGAUUUAACUGGUUUCCCGUACCUGAUCCCCAAAAUAUUUCAUGAUUCCUGAAUUUUGUUACAUUUUAUAACAUAAAAUAAAUUCCCGAACGAUAAUUUUUUAA